Fusarium mangiferae is the source of this 1959-nucleotide messenger RNA. RefSeq lists its product as uncharacterized. Lineage: Eukaryota; Fungi; Ascomycota; Sordariomycetes; Hypocreales; Nectriaceae. Gene Ontology annotation, molecular function: DNA binding; zinc ion binding. Gene Ontology annotation, biological process: DNA-templated transcription. Gene Ontology annotation, cellular component: nucleus. The record is from RefSeq and is a predicted model, not a curated record. The transcript has 10 exons. The coding region runs from base 1 to 1959 and encodes 652 amino acids.
AUGGCUCCCCAAGCCGCCAUUCAGUUCCUCACCAACCUGACACUGUUGGGUUUCGUGUCUGCGAUCAUUGUAGAACGAAAAAGACCAGAUGCGACAUGGUCCGUCCGGUCUGUGGAACUUGCAGGUCCCGUCAUACAGAUUGUACUUAUAGCAAGCGAAGAAAGAAGCCCGGGCCCCCAAAAGGAUGCCAUAGGAAGCAACAUGGUCACGCCGCCUUGCUUUGACAAUGUCAUGGCAGCACAAGGACCCUGCCGUGAUAGUGCAGUCACAACACCUCGCUUAUACAUCUCGCCCAGCCAGUCCUUUCCCGAAAAUUGUCUGCAUCUUGGCCCUGAGCUUGAAGAUUAUUUGAUGGAAUUGUACUUUCAACACCUACAGCCAAUCUACCCUCUGUUCCGGAGACAUUCAACCCUUUCAAGUCGUGACAUUUCAAAAGCUCCUUCCCGACUCAAGUUAGCUAUCCAUGCAGUUGCUUCACGAUUUGCAGGGCCUGGAGUCCUGAAAGGGCCAAUAUCAUCGGUGCAAUUUGCCCAGCAGGCGAAAAACAGCGAAAGAGACUCUGAUCUCGGCAUUGAUGAAAUCAAAGCAUCUUUGCUACUUUGUAUACACGGCAUGUCUGAAUCCUUGAAUUGGGAGACAGUGGCUGAGAUUGCACGAAUCAGCCGAAUGGCAGAACUCUACUAUACACUGAAGUACGAAAAGGACCACGAAGAUACAAUUAUAUUGGCUUCUGGGGACGAGACAUUGUCUGUGAGUCAGGAGAGCCUAGAACAUGAAACUGACAAGUACCGCGACACUGAGGACUGGAAAAGUGUUUGGUGGUGUAUCUACUCCCUUGACACCAUUUGCAGUGCUCUUGCAUCCUCCUCAACCGCGACUGCGAGUAGCCUACAAGGAAGAGUUGAGUUACCGGCAGUGUCAAUACCAGACUUCACCAAUUCACUCUCGGGUGACUCUUCAACUCCUAAGGACAAGUUGCAGCUCAUCCCCUGCACUGGAGUAAAGCACUGGGAGAUCAUGAGGAUGAUUUACUCAGAAAAUCCAUGCAGUAGUCGGAAUCUUUAUUUUGGAGCAUCUAAUUUAAUGCGCUCUGUGACUGAUCUCCGAUCUCUCUCGAAUCGUGGCCAUUGUAAGGACUUACACAAACGACUGCAAGAGCUUGAGAGCGACUGUACGGCGACAUCCUUUGCACUUCCUCCUUGGUUCUUCAAUGCUACCCGUAACCUGGUAUUGGCAGAGACAGAGGAGGAGCAUCAGCGGCGAUUAGAUACGCUUCUUGUUUGGUCUGGCGCAAAUAUCCUACUUGCAAUAUGUGCUGCAAAGAUAAGUAGCCGAGGCACAUGGCUGGGCCCUCAUGAGCUGCAAGGGCAAUGGCACGCGAUUUUAGUCAAGGCGAAUGAAGUCGUGUUGCUAAUCCAGAAUUGGAAGCCCAGUUACUUCCGAGCUGUUGACCCAAUGUGCUCAUACAUAGUAUACCUCGCCGCAUCUGUCAUUGCACACAAUCACCAAUUCUUGGGCGGGAGUGAAUCUGACCCCACUCGUUCAAAUGAAGAUCUUGAUCUUCUGAGUCUGUUCCUCGACCAAAUGGCGUUUAAUUGGCCAGUGGCACAUCAUCUCUCAGAUGCCUUCAAGUCGUUGAUGGCUACACUGAAAACGCGGAUUCCGGGCUAUAGGGAAGCUUUGGCUUACCUUUUCCGUCUUACCAGCCCGUUCAACGGAGGAAUUUCGUCUAUUGCUACCAAGCCUGUCGACUCACCUUCCCGUCCCUCGGAUGGUGCCUUGUCGAUCCAUGCCUCAGAAGUAAAGACGGUGAUAUUAAGCAACCAUACGAGCAGUGCAUUGCUAGAUAGCAUGGAUACCGAACUUUUGAAUUCCCAGUGGUUCGACCAGUUGGACUUUGAGUCCCUGGGGAAGAUCCACGAUGGUUCGGAUCUGACGGGUGUAUUUUCAACAUUCUAA